AUGGCAAAUAACCUCCCCACCGAGAUCCUCUUCCAACUGCUAGACGAGUUCGAAUACACCGACGAUCAGGUGCGGCUGCUGCAAGUCUGUCGCAGUUGGAACGUCAUCCUAUGUGCCAAGGUAUAUUCGCGGAUUAAGCUCUGGGGUGAUAAUAAGGUGCUCCGCUUCGCAGAAGGUCUUCAGAGGAAUCCCCGGUUAAGGCCUCUUGUACAAGAGCUAGACUUCCCAUGUCUCUCCGGCUCCGAUGAUGAUGAAUCUGGUUUCUAUGACCGGGCCCUUUUCCACGAGCUUCUACAAUCUUUCGCCGACACCGAUAACGAAGUAGCUGCCUGGGAAAAGAAGCUAGAUCAAGAGAAUGGCUUUGCUUGGUUGGCAGUACUCCUCCUUUUACUGCCCAACCUACAGGUUCUCGAUGUGCAGUGGGCCUGGAAGCCCGAGGAUAAUGACAGACUUCUCUGGACCGUCUCAAGGAUAGCAAGCAAAUCCCCCCAGGUCGGACUACCACUGCAAAAGCUGCAGAAGGUCUCCGUCACCAUCUUUGACUCGCACGACAGAUACUCAGUUAAGCAAUUUAUCCCGUUUCUUACACUGCCGUCAAUGCAGGCCCUUCACCUUGAAGGCUGUUUCGAGUUUGAUAGAUCAGAAGGACUUGAUCCAUCAGAAGAAUCAGGUGGUUCUUUUGAGAUUCCCUUCGAGAUCAGGCCUAGAACAUCGCCAAUACGUGAGAUUUCUUUACUAGACUCGAACAUCCUGACCGGGUUAUGCGAGCUUCUACCAGGUUUUACCCAGCUCGAGCGGUUUGUGUAUCAGCAUACCAACGUCGUUGACUCAACCGAGAACCUUGCAAACUUCCGAUGUCACAGAUUUCGAGAUCCGCUUUUGUCUCAACGGCAGAGCUUGCGCGAGCUACGGCUGAAUGAUAUAGGUGUCACGAAACGUACGGACGAUGACGACGAUUUCUUUUAUAAGGAUAUCGAGGAACCAAAACAGCAGGCCUGGUUCGGAAGUCUAGAUGAGUUUACAGCGCUGAAGGAGCUAAGGAUGCCGGUAUAUAAUCUCCUGGAUUCAGUGGAUGGGGCAGAGCCCAGUGUAUCUCUGGACAAGCUCCUGCCCCGGGGCCUUGAGAUCCUUGCUCUUACAAAGGUUGAUUUCACCCAUUACGGUAUGCUCGAGGGCCAACUAAGGCGCCUACUGGCUGAACGUCAGCGGUUCCCUAGCCUGCGCAAGAUACUCCUGCAAACCUUUCAGUUGGAGAUUGCCAAUUGUGACUUGACGCGUUGGGAAUAUGAUAAUCGGAAAGAGUAUACGUUGGAGGUUCCCGAGCGCGCGAAAAUAUCCUUUGCGGGUGUUUCGAGCAGCUUCAAAGAGCAGGGCAUCGACUUUGAUCUCAUCAAGUAUGGGGACCACGAGAUUGUGGCUGAUGGGAAGGUUAUGUACGAGGCCAACGAGCUUUGUAGCGAGGCGGAUCAUUUGGACCGCUGGAACGAGGUAUGGCCCUAG
This is a messenger RNA of Aspergillus versicolor CBS 583.65, 1500 nucleotides long. RefSeq lists its product as uncharacterized. NCBI's taxonomy places the organism in Eukaryota, Fungi, Ascomycota, Eurotiomycetes, Eurotiales, Aspergillaceae. Gene Ontology annotation, molecular function: protein binding. Bases 1 to 1500 code for a protein of 499 amino acids. The record is from RefSeq and is a predicted model, not a curated record. The transcript has a single exon.